This is a messenger RNA of Phalacrocorax carbo (great cormorant), 1398 nucleotides long. The record is from RefSeq and is a predicted model, not a curated record. NCBI's taxonomy places the organism in Eukaryota, Metazoa, Chordata, Aves, Suliformes, Phalacrocoracidae.
GUGAGGGGUGCUGGGAGCCAGCGGGGCGGCCGCGGUUCUCCGGCUGCGCAUGUGCGGGGCGCUGGGCCGGCGGAGGCGCGGUGUCGGGGGCUGGGGAGCGCGGCUGGCGGCCUGCGCCUGCCUCCCGCUGCCGCGGGUACGCGGCGUGUGGUUUCCUCCCCUACUCAGGCCGUGACCUCGAAGGGAAGGAAGCGGAGCGGCUUCGCCCGGCGGGGUGGGGGGGCGGAGCUGCGGGCGGUAGACGUUGUGUGGCGGAGGGAGGGGUGGGGGUUGGUGGCACCGCAGCUCCUGCGUGUCCGUUGAGGAGCGGGUGAAACGGCUGCCGCGCGCGCCCACCCGCCGUCCGCGUGUCCCGUGUGUCUCCUCCUUCCGCCCUGGGGCUGAGGAGAGCGGGGCCGUGCGCGGUCUCUAUUCCCGCACCUCCUAAUACCGGGGGGUUCCGAGAGGAACUUGCUCAGAAACCUCUGAACAGCUUACCGUUUUUCCCGCCCCCCGAAGUUAACAGAGACCGAUAUGGUUGAAAACUCUCCAGCCCCGUUGCCAGAAAGGGCAAUAUAUGGAUUUGCUCUUUUUUUAGGAUCGUGGUUUGGCUUUAUAUUGUAUCUUAUCUGGGCAUAUGUUCCCGAGACUUGGCUAUUCUCAUUGGGACUAACAUACUGGCCUCAAAAGUACUGGGCAGUUGCUUUGCCAGCAUACCUACUUGUUGCUGUAGGAAUUGGUUAUAUAUUACUUUUUGGUAUUAACAUGAUGAGUACAGCUCCACUUAACUCCACACAUACCAUUACAGAUAACUACACAAAAAAGCAGCAACAGAAGAAAAUUCAAGAAGAAGCAAUUCCAGCAUUGAGGGAUAUUCCCAUCAGUGAAGUAAACAGAAUGUUUUUCCUUCCUGAAAAAGGAAUCUGCAAUAGCAGAUAGUCAUUAUUAAGAUCUGUUUGAAUAAAGGAUUAGUAGAAGUGUUACAUAAGGAAAAUCAAAACCUCUUUAAGCUAAAAACAAUGCUUUUUCUGCUUGUAAACAAAGCUUUUUUUUUCCUGACUUUCUAACUAAAUUGAUGUUAACACGUUUCAUUGAGAUGGCUUGAUUUUAUUAUUAUGCAUGUGCCUUAAUAACCUGAGAAUUAUGCCACUUUAAUUUAUCUGACCAUUCUUCUGAGUUUAAAAUAACAUUCUAUUGCUUGUAGAUUUCUGCUUGUAAUUUCCCCCUGAGAGCGGAUGUAGUUUACUUCUAUUUCCCUUUGAAUUCAGGGAGAGAAAAUGUGUUUUGCUAGUCAAAAGCUUGAGGAUGUCUUUUUUUUUUUUACAAGUUAUGAUAGUUUGAAUUGUUUACAUUGUAAAUACACAGGUUUCAUUUGUAAAUAUUAAUAAAAUAUAGCUAAUUUUUACUUGUUUAAAUUUA